Bradysia coprophila is the source of this 9472-nucleotide messenger RNA. It is a transcript of the gene Rdl, whose product is annotated as Resistant to dieldrin. Lineage: Eukaryota; Metazoa; Arthropoda; Insecta; Diptera; Sciaridae. Gene Ontology annotation, biological process: monoatomic ion transmembrane transport. The record is from RefSeq and is a predicted model, not a curated record. Gene Ontology annotation, molecular function: extracellular ligand-gated monoatomic ion channel activity; GABA-A receptor activity. Gene Ontology annotation, cellular component: membrane.
AGACGUUGUCGCCUUUGGAUUUGAUUUUUGUGAUUUUUUGAUUUUUUUUGUAUUCUCUGAUUUAAAGUUUUGUAGCGAUUUUUCCCAAAGUGUGCAUAAUUUUUGCGCAGGUCUUCAAUACAAUACAUAUUUCCUGACAAAAUAUUCAGUGCCUGUAUGUAUGUGUACAACGGGUAUGUUAAAUUGUGUAGUUUUUUUUGUCCCGCCCAGUGUUUAAGCUAGUCUGAGACAGAAGUCGGCCUGUGCGGCUGGAAAAUCAGUUCUGAAUUUUAUAACUUAGAGAAAGGAAAUUUGAACAUACAGCAAGUAUUCCAAGGGACAUUACCAUAAAAGAAAACUAUUUUUUCAAUAAAUCAAAAUCGCGACAACUUCGAUUUUAUUUUUAUUUAUUUUUUUUUUAAAUAAAUUUCUUUCCGCUUCUACGUAGAUUAUCGCUCGAAUUCAUUUGAUUUUGUAACAUAAGCGACUACGAUUUCUUUUUAUCAUUUCGAAUCAACAUUAAAAUGGUGUAAGAUAAUUGGAAUGAACAUCUUGAAAAUGUGUAUACGGUUCAAUCGGAAAAAAAGUUGAAAGAAAAGCUUUGAAAUUGAAACAAUAAAAUAAAAUUUCAAUGUUUGUGCUAAACGGUGCUUAUUUAAACAAUAUAUAACUUUUAUAUAUCACAAUUCAAUUACAAUUGAACCCAACAAAACACUCAAACUUAAUCGAAUUGUCUAAAACAACAUUUAAAUAAACAAUUGAUUCAUCGGGUUGUAAUUGGUGAUGGAGUGCUUAAGACUAUUGAGUUGUAAUAUUGACCAUAUUCUAAUCAAUAAAAAAUUGUACAAACGGUGAGAUGAAUCAAUUCAAUAAGAAGUUGGGGUGACAUACGCAUCAGUGCGCUAACCGAGAGGGGGAGUAGCUUAGGGGUCUCCGCUUAAUUUAUGUUAAGGGACUCCAUGCAAUUGAAAAUGGAUCUACUACAUGGCGCCCACAUUUUAACCCUAUGGUUAGCACUAAACAUAGCCUUAUUUUUACCUCAGCCAUCAUCUAGGAGACAAGGUGUCGCCGAUGCAGCAACUGGUGGAGGCAGCAUGUUGGGCGAUGUAAACAUAUCUGCAAUUUUGGAUUCAUUUAGCGUCAGUUAUGAUAAAAGAGUAAGGCCAAAUUAUGGAGGACCACCGGUAGAAGUUGGCGUCACCAUGUAUGUGCUGUCGAUUAGUUCGCUGUCUGAAGUUAAAAUGGAUUUCACUUUGGAUUUUUACUUUCGUCAAUUUUGGACGGAUCCACGACUGGCAUACCGAAAACGGCCUGGUGUUGAAACACUGUCGGUUGGUUCGGAAUUUGUAAAAAGUAUUUGGGUACCUGACACAUUUUUUGUUAAUGAGAAACAAUCAUACUUCCAUAUUGCGACAACUAGCAAUGAAUUUAUUCGUGUACAUCAUUCCGGUUCGAUAACAAGGAGUAUGCGAUUAACUAUUACCGCUUCAUGUCCCAUGAACUUGCAAUAUUUUCCAAUGGAUCGGCAACUUUGUCACAUUGAAAUUGAGAGCUUCGGAUAUACGAUGAGGGAUAUUCGGUAUAAAUGGAACGAAGGACCAAAUUCUGUCGGUGUAUCGAGUGAAGUGUCUCUGCCCCAAUUCAAAGUAUUGGGCCAUCGACAGCGAGCCAUGGAAAUCAGUUUAACAACAGGAAACUACUCACGAUUAGCAUGUGAAAUCCAGUUCGUCCGUUCAAUGGGAUACUAUCUGAUCCAAAUUUAUAUCCCAUCUGGAUUGAUUGUAAUUAUAUCAUGGGUUUCGUUUUGGUUAAACAGAAAUGCAACACCAGCUCGUGUUGCCCUUGGCGUCACCACUGUAUUGACCAUGACCACACUUAUGUCGUCCACAAAUGCAGCGUUACCAAAAAUUUCUUACGUUAAGUCUAUAGACGUUUACUUGGGCACUUGUUUCGUCAUGGUGUUUGCAAGUUUAUUGGAGUAUGCGACCGUCGGUUAUAUGGCGAAAAGAAUUCAAAUGCGAAAACAACGAUUUUUGGCGAUACAAAAACAUACACAAGAUUUGAAAAAACAUCAAGUCGAUGGUGGCCAGCCGCAACAGGCUGGUCAAGUGGUAGGUGGUGGAGUUGGUGGAGGAGAUCACGGACAUGGGCAUGGUCAUGGUCAUAGCCAUGGUCAUCCUCAUGCACCGAAACAAACAGUGAGUAACCGACCAAUUGGUUUUUCAAAUGUCCAACAAAAUGUUGGAUCACGCGGUUGCUCGAUAGUGGGACCCUUGUUCCAGGAGGUGCGGUUUAAGGUUCACGAUCCAUCACGUCACUCCAAGGGUGGAACGUUAGAAAACACUAUCAACGGCGGUCGUGGCGGUAGCGGCCGAGGAAAUGAUAGUGGUCCAGACGAAGAAGCUGGAAAUGCUGGCGGUGGCGGCGGCGGUGGAGGAGGAGGACCUCCAGGUCCACAUCCACUGAUACAUCCAGGAAAAGAUAUAAAUAAACUGCUAGGUAUCACACCAUCUGAUAUUGAUAAAUAUUCAAGAAUAGUGUUUCCCGUUUGUUUUGUGUGUUUCAACCUAAUGUAUUGGAUAAUCUACCUUCAUGUAAGCGAUGUAGUGGCCGACGAUCUUGUACUCCUGGAAGAAGACAAGUAGAAGGCCCUUGGUCAUCUCCAAGACAGCUGCCCUACCAUCACGCUCUGUCUGUAUCAUUCACUUAUACACAAUAUUUAUGCAAUUAUAUACAACAUAUAAAUAAAAUUGAGCAAGCGAAACGCGUUUACUGCAACAAUCCCGAUGAAUGCAUUCAAUUAAAAUUUCUAGCGAUUUAACUGUAUUAUUGCGCUCUUAAUUAAUUUUGUUUAAUUGAUAAUUUUUAAUAUUUAUUGAUUGAAUUGUUCUUUAUUUUCUAUUUAAAAAAUAAUAAUUUUCUUUACUCAAGUAGUUUUUCUACAAAUGUGUAUUCGCAUGGACUGUCCUAUUAAUUUUUUUUUUUCUCUUUCUUCGUUUAUAUUUUCAAUUUCGUUUUGUUUUAAUGAAAAUGUUUAUUUAGCUUUUAAGUGAUAUGUACAAUAAAAAGUCUAGUUAAUUUUUAAAUAAACGAAUUUUUAAAGUAUAUCGUUUCGCAUGACUUUAAUAUAUUUUUGCCAAACGUUGCCACACUAUUUAAUUGAUACGCACAAUCAUAAUUCAUUUAAUUCUUAGUAGCAAAUUGAGACAGGUAAGAUCACUUUUUACAUUCCGCUAGUAACAUUUUCAUGUUCAUACCCCUUUCAUAAAUAUUUGUAUUGAAGUGGUACAAACAAUACAUUCUAGAAAUUUUACAAAAAGUGAGUCUAGAUCUUCAGAUUCUACCCUUUCCUACUAGCAAAACGGUUUAGCGAACACCAAUGUAAAGUUCCAGAUUAUCUCAUUUAUAUUGCUGUUUUAAGUUGUUCAAUAUUUUGUAUGUGAUGCAUGAUUAUCAUUGUCAGCAAAGCUCUCGCUCGAAUUACUCCACUUAUUUUCGAGCGGUAUUUUGGCGAAUCAAAGUUUCCUAAUUGAUUGACCAUAAGAAGACUGUAGUGUCAAGAAAAAAUUAACAUUUUAGUUGCAGCAAAAAUUGGAUAGCCCCAUUGCUAGCUGUGUGUCUACCACUAACAACAACGAUGGAUUUUUUUCUUUCUCAGUCACUGUUCACAAACAAGAUACUUCUCUCAUUCAAUUCUCAAUUAUUAAACACAUUUCGAGCUAAAGGUGCAAUGACGUCAUCUAACAAAAAGUUUAGAAUUUUUGGCAAAAAGAAUUGUGCAAAAACUUACAUAAAAUAUUUUUACGUAGCAUUGGAGCAUGAUUUAAUUAAAUGUAAUUGUUGAAAAAUUGUUGAAUGAGACACUAAAAACUAUGGGGUUUGAUGCAGAAAAAUGUUUCCCGCAUUAUCACCAACUCAUAUUUUAUAUUUUGUAUAGUAAGCAAUUCUAUCUGUUCGCAUAAAAAAAUGUGGAGAUAUCACGGGCCGACUGCAUGCUGGACAAGCAAAGUGCAAAAUUGGAGGACACUAUAUCGAAAGAAAUUGAUGUAAAUAAAAAAAGAAAAGAAUUAAAAAAAAUAUUACGACGUGGCGGAGAGACAAGACACGAGGUCUGGGAACACAUUUUUUCAAACGAUUGUACGCUAAAUAGUAGAAUAAAAUACAGAGUAUAAUGUUAGAUAUUCAUGAACACAAUUUACUGGAUGUGAGUUUGACUGAUAAAUCUUUGAAUAGAAACACAUGUGAAUUUAAUUAAAUAAAAAAAAAACGAAAAUAUUAAGAAAUUUAAUACCACAGAAAAAGAGAAAACGCUUAACCAAAUUUGUAUAAUAAAUAUAACGAGGAAUAACUAACUGUUCAAUUCUAAAUUAAAAAAGAAAGAUCAACCGCAAACUGAAGAACGUAGGAUUUAUUUGAUAAUUUAAAAGAAAAAUAGAAACAUCAUUGAAAACAAAACAAAAAUUCCAACAUCAUCAUCACUUAAUCGAAAUAUUGAGCUGAACGUUAAAAAAGCUUUUCAUCCGAAGAAAAACAGACAAAAACUAUCUAAAAUCGAUAAAUUAAUGGCUACACACCACCAUACCAUUCAUUUAUAUGAUUACCUAAGAAAAUGAAUAUUAAUUGUUAAGUAACUCUAGUAUAUCUAAAAAGACAAUUAUUAAGAGAUUAUAGCAAAAUAAUAAUUUAACAACCAUCGUAUUUAUAAUAAAAAAAAAUUGAAAAAAAUGAAAAAGCAAAAAAAAAACAAUCGAAGUGAUAUUGGAAUUAAAACUGAAAGUAAACGAAAUUAGAUUGAACAUUAUAGUGAAAAGAAAAACAAAUUGAGCCAAAAAAAACAAUUUUUUUCACAUGGCAGUUAAAAGAACUACCAUUAAAAUUGGUUGAACGUAUAACAUUUUACAAAAUGAUAACAUUGUUAGUUUGCUUUUGGUGAAAUUAAUUUCUGUUGUGGUUAGUGUUGUGGUUUCAUUCAUGUUAAUUUUAAAUAUUUGUGCUUUGACACAAUAAUUACAUAUUUGAAAUUACAAUAUAUACUCAGCAUAAAUUAGUCGAACUAAAUUUGUGAACCCAGAGAUAAUAUUCAAAAUUUGUAACAUUUAAUUAACUCAACACAAUAUUCCUUGUUAUUGUUUCAAACUUGUAAAAUGUGUCUUCGAGCUGUAGCAUCAUCCAAAUUUUAUCCAUUUAAAUCGUUUCUAUUUGAACAUUGGCGACAUCAUUCCUAUAUCUGUUUCGUUCGCAUUUUGUUCGAAUUUAAACCAAAAUGCAUUUCCUCAACCCCCUCACACUGACCAGUUUUAUAGGAGCUAGCAUUUUAAUAUCUAGUGUAGUUCGUAAACGAUAUAACUUCAUGAAGACUUGCACCAUAAAUUUAAGAUUCUUAUAAUGUCCUCUUGUUCCUAAAAAAAUCUCAAUCUUUUACACAAUACAGGAGUUGAUUUUGGAUUUUCGGUCACAUUGGUGUGAAGGUCGCCAGAACAAUUCAGUUUAAUUUUAACAUCGAGAUGUUUUACGAAAUUAGGCUGUAUUCAACGAGUAUGUAUGCAUUGUAUACUUCAAAAGCAUUCCAUCUUUUAUGUCAAAGAACUAAUUUAAGUGCAUAUCAGUUGUCAUGUCGUCAAGCUUUUAUUUUAAAAGCGAAGUAAGUUCUGAGAAAACGUUAAAUUCUUAGUUCAUACACAGCGAUUAUAAAAAUAUGUAAACAAAAUGAUAAUAAACGUUAGAGGGAAUAAAUGCCUUAUUCGGAAAGGGAAAGAAAAUUAAGAAAACUUUUUUCGUUGUGUUAUUGAGAAAUCUUGGACAAAGUACGGAAAACUAAAUGUCUAAAUGAAUUCUUCCAGAGAAAAGUAAAAAAAAACGAAAAUGAAUAAAAAAAACGUAUUAAAGAGUUAAACUUUAUUCAGAUUUUCAAACUUGGUUCAUUCCUAUUUUUUUUAGCAGAGAAACGGGCAACAUUUAGAAUGUAGUGCCAAUAAAUAAAUUGAAAUACAUUGUAGUGAGGUCUGGCAAAGCUAGUAACAUUUUUCCAUUCCAACUUCUGCUGUCGUUUAUUUAUAAAAGAUAAAAUCGUUUUUUUGCCCAUUUUAACUCGAUCGACAUAUUCAUUUAAUGAACACAUCUUUUUAUGCUCAGCGUAUUUGGAAAAAUGCUUUUUAAUUUCGUUUCCGAAAGACACAAACAUUCGAUAAAAAUUGAUCAAAUAAAGAAUUCGAUAAAAAAAAAUUGUUAUCUGAUGACAAGAGAAUUUAAUGAAUUAUUAUAAAGCAAAGGCAAAAAAUAUAAAAUAAUUAUCAAAAAAGAAAAAAAAAUAAGUAAAAUCAAUGCAUCUGUAUUCCUAUUUAUGCACCGAAGAUUUCUAUAAUUUAUUAAAAAUAAAAGAAAAAAAAUUAUGAAAAAGUGAAGAAGAAUUUAUAAUUAAACAACACGAUAAUGAAAGUAUUAAACAUAUUUAAAUGAAAAAAAGAAAAACAUUAAAACAUUGAUAAAGUAAAAUUACACUGCACUGUACAUUUAUACAUAAAAUUAUUCGUGUGUUUGGUUGAUCGAAAUGAUAAAAAAGUGGAAUUAUCCAAAAUAUCGUUUAGAAAAUAAAAAAUAUUAAAAAGACAAAAAAAAUUGUAAUUAAAUGAAAAAUUAGUGACGAAACCGUGGCAUAAUUGGUUUUCAUUUUACACCAUUAAAAGUGAAAGAAAAAAAAAACGUUUCAUAUUUCAACUUAAAUUAAUACUCGCACGAAAAUUUCAAUAAAUGUUUAAAAAGAAAAAUAUAGAAAUAUUAACGUAUAACAGGUGCAAAUAUAAUAUCUAAACUGAAAAUAGUUUCGCGACCUUAACCGUGCAUCGGAGGUUUUAAAAAAAAACAUUUCACUUACUGAUUGGGGUAUACUAUUGUCACAUAGCAUAGUUAUUAUACAUUAUGAAUAUCAAUAUAUACCAUGAAGUUAACAUUCUAUUCUGUUACAAUCAAAUUCACAUGCCACAUGCACUUUACCAUUUGCAUUUUCAUACGCAAAUUGGUAUCGAUGUUGUAUCGGUUGGGGGAUUCAACUGAACUAGAUCCACUUCUGUUCAUUUUAAGUAACAUUUGAGGAAAAUAUUUAUUCCAAUCAAUAACUUAGACGACUAUGCCAUCAGUAAAAUAUGCGAUGAGCUAUGACUAAAUUGCUCUCUCAAAUAUAGCCAAAUGUACAUUAAAAUGAAGUAAUUUGAUCUUUUGAUCUCCUAUAACAAUAUUUAAAAUGUCGAUAAUUAUAUAUACAUGUCUUCUGUGAAGGAAGACAAUUCCAUACCAAUUGAGUAGAAUACAUAAUGUUCUGCUCUGCAAAUUUAACAUACUUUGCAAAUUGGUCAUCCUAUUUCUAGAUAAAGAUAAAGACAACCUUAAUCUGAUGGUGUUCAUGAUUCUGAUCUGAUUCUAUAUGAAAAUAAAAUGUGAAUUUUUAAACGGCGAUUGUAACAAAGGUAAAUCGUUUGUGACCAGAAUUUAAUCUAGCAGAGAUUAUAUUGGCAAUAGUACCCAUUGAUGUUUGUGUUUUAAUGAACAUUAAAUCAUCGGAAUUUUAUAAUUUCAAAUUGAAACGAAAAUUUGUUACCAAACAGUUUGCUCAAUCAAAUAUAUAUAUUUAUGUAUUACUAAAGAGGAAGAAGAAGAAAUUACUUAAACUAAAAUUACUUAUCCCACAAAAUAAACACAUUAAACAUAAUGAAAAAAAAAACUACACUAAAAUUGCAUUUACACAAAAUACACCCAAAUUCACACGUAAAAAGAAAUUAGUUGUAAAAACAUGUUAUAUAAAUGAUAUAAACAAAAGGAUUUAAGGAAGAAAAAAAACAUUAAAAAACCAUUAGAAUCAGGAAGUUUUAUAUUAAAAAAAAACAAUUAAAAGAAGAAUAUAUAAAAUUAUAAUUGUCUUUUGAAUUGUUGUGCAACUAAAAAUACGCUCUCAUUGACUACCCAAAAGAUGAAUCGUUCGUCAUUCGCUGGCGUGAAGGAUAUGAAACAGAAAACAUCUAAAUGCAGAAUUAUAAAAAAAUACUUCACCUUAAAGUUCUAUUAUACGUUUUUGAGGUACAUAAGCAAUAUCUUUUUUACAAUCUUAAAACCGACGAGUUGAAACAAAGAAAGAAAAAUAUAAAAUUAAAAAAAAUUAUUAAAUUUUACACAUGACAAAAAAUGGAAAAAUAUUUCACACAUUAAUUUUAGGCAUUUAAUUAACAAACAAAAAAUCGAUAUGAAAUUGAAAGAAAAUGAAAAACCAAAGAAGAAUGAAAAAUGUAAAUAAAAAGAAUUUUAGUUUACAACCAAAAAAAAAUAUGGAAAAUUACUAAAACUUAUAUUUAGAGCACCACAAUUCGAAAGGAAGUAUUUUAGUAUAAUAUUAAAAAAAAUAUAGAGCAUUGUGACAAAAAUUGUGAACGUUGAUGCAGUAAAUGAUAUUUUUUGACUGUACUAAAAAUGUGAGAAGAAAUUUAUUGAACAACACACAAAAGAUUAUAGGAAAUAAAUAUACAAAAACAACAACAAAGAAAUCAUUUUUCUGCGGAUGAUUUAUUCUUCUGGAAUUAUUAUUUACCUGAACGGGGUAAACAUAUAUUUAGCAUAUAGAAUGUCCUAAGGAAAACACAUAUAAAUAUUAAAUUGAUGAUUGCUCUCACGGUGAGCUUGAACAUUUCUUUUUAAAAUCAGUAGUCAAUUAUACCGUCAAUGGUACAUUAAAUAAUUUUUAUGGAAAAUUUCUUUUCGGAUUAUUUUAGUGAAAUUUAACUCGAUUUCCCUCCUUUUUUUAACUAUAUUUGGUUAGUUAACGACAAAAACAUUUAAAAAUGCUUAAACAAAAGAAUUAAAAAGUUUAUGAUUAAGACUUCGUUUUAGAAGCCUCAAAUGUAAGUUUUUCUAAGUAUACCGUUACAUUGUUCUUCCACUCUUCUAGUCUGUAUAAUUCGUUUAACAAUUUUUUUAAAAACUUAAAUCGUUUUACACUGAACCACACACCCGUUUCAUUUUUGUCUCGCUCAAAUUCCCUUUUUGUCACAUGCCUUAAACACGAAAUUCUAAACUGAAUAUAUAUUAUGAUAGAAAAAUAUUAAAUAUUUAAUUAAGGCAUUAUAUAGGUAACGAAGAAUAAUUUAUGUCGAUAUAGACAAAUUUUACAAGAGUAAAAGUUUAUAUAGUGAAAAAACAAAAACAAAGAAAAACAAAAAAUGGAUUAAGAAUAUUAAAGGAGAAAAAAAUGAAAAAAAAAACUAUUUGAAGAGGUUUGGUUCGCAAUUUAUUAAUUAGAAUGAGGAUUACGUUUAUUUUAUACGUGAAGUACCGGUUAGAUUGGAAAUUUAAGCCGACAACAACAAAGUGAAAUUCAUAUUUUGCAUAAUGGAGAAACAAAUUUUGAUGUUUGUCUUAUUUUUCUUUUUUGUUUUCAAAAUAAUGGAGGCAUUUAAAUUAGCCAUUGAAUGAAUGAGAAAAUUAAUACAUUUUCUACGACGAGUUUUUAUUU